UUGCCAACCGCCAUAAAAAACUAAAGAAGAAGAAGAAGAAGAAGAAGAAGAAGAAGAAGAGCAAGAGUCCCAGUACUUUCGAUUUGCGAUCUCGGUAACAACACGUGAUUCCUAAGGAAUAUAUUCGGAUUCUGACCACAUCAUGGUAUGUGUCGCUAAUGGGAUAUCUAAGCCUGAAACAAUGGUCAGGUCUGCAAGCAGAUGUCCCUCUAGCUGUGGUUGAGGAGAUCCUGCUGAAUCUGCCUGCUCAUCAGGUGGUGCGAGUCUGUCGUCUGGUGUGUCAGGAGUGGAAGGAGCUGGUGGACAGUGCUGCACACUGGAGAGAGCGCUGUCGGAGAGAGCGGAUCCAGCCGUGUGAUGCUUCCAGAACACCAGAGGACUGGCGCUUGUUUUACUUUUUAACUAAGAGUCGACGUAACUUGCUCAAGAAUCCCAGAGCAGAAGAUAAACUUAAAGGAUGGAAUAUUGUAGAGAAUGGAGGUGACUGCUGGGCUGCAGAGGAAAACAGGAAACCAUUUCCAGAUGAGACGGUCACAAAAUGUUUUGUAACAUCUUUUGGGUUGUGUUUGAAGCAACAGCUGAUUGAUUUGAAGAAAGAAGGCUACAAUGCUGCUUUCAUGGAUCAAAUGCAACCUCAUAUCAGAAUAACAGACUGGUAUGCGCCACGCUUCGAUUGUGGUUGUCAGUAUGAGAUCAGUGUAGAGCUGCUUGAUCGGAAGAAAAAACCUAUCUGUACUUUUCAGCCUGAUAAAGUUUUUUUUGAACAGUGGAAUGAUGAGCCGUGGUUUGAAAUGAAACAUGUCUUUAAGGAUUAUGGACCUGGGGUUCGGUUUAUCCGUUUCACGCAUGGAGGGGUGGAUACACAGUUUUGGGCAGGCUGGUAUGGGAUACGAGUCACUAACAGUAGUGUGGAGAUCUGUCCAGCUGAAGAGAGAUAAUGUAUUAUUGUCUGAAUCUGUUCUGCUUUGAGAAAUGCUGUCAUAUGUAACCUUCCCUCAGUAUUGCACGUGAUUUAAAGUUUCUAAAUAUAAAUCAAGUUAUAUCUAUAUUUCAAAAGGCCUCUUUGCCCUCCUGUCUUAUUUUUUUAAUGCCUUAUUAUCUCUUUGCACACAAAAAGUAUUCUCAUAGCUUCAUAAAAUUACGGUUGAACCACUGAUGUCACAUGAAUGUCCUUACUACCUUUUUGGGCCUUGAACAUGUCAGUUGCGUUGCUGUCAAUGUAGGGUUAGAGAGGAUUACAUCAAAAAUAUAUUUUUUGUUCUGAAGAGGAGUUAAAGGUCUUACAGAUUUGGAAUGACAUGAGGGUGAGUUAUUAAUGACAUUUUUUUUUUUUUGGGUGAACUAUCCUUUAAACUGAGUGUUUCAUGCUUUGUGUUAAUAAGGAGGGCCAUCAUUAAGAACUUGGGUUUCAGACAUGUUCCCCUAACAUGAGUUUAUGUCUGUACACAUUGUCAUAACUUUUAAAUCCUUAUUUUAAUAUGUACAUUUGGAUUUAUGGAACUGCUACUGUUUAUAGGGAUUGUUUAAAACUGAAAUAUGUGGGGAGUGAGUUAAAAUGUAUUGCCCCUUAAAUUAAUUUUCAUUAUGUGAACAAAUAUUUAAAUCGGGCCAAUCUUAUAUAUAACUGCACAUGCUAGAAAAAAACAUGAGCAAAGUGAUUUUGGUCAGUUUUUUCACUCUUGGCAAAAACAUGUAUAUUUUUGUCAAAACAUUGAAAUAAUAUAGUUUGUAAGUAUUUUUUCAUACUUUUAUUUCAAAUAAAAUCUCCCCAGUGACACUUGAAAUAACACAACUUACCCCAAACCUGGCACAAGACAUAUUCAUAUCAUCAAGUCUUCUAAAUUAAGCUGAGGACAGACAUCCACACACAAAUUACAGUAUUUACUUCAAAAUUGCCCUCCUUAUUAGACAAAUUAAAUAAAAAAAGUGGCACAACUUGCCCCACUCCACCCUAACAUAUCUGCAUAUCUUUGUUGUAAAGCGUCAUUAAACUCUUUAAGGCACUAUAGUAAAAUUUGCACAUCUAUCAUCUCAUCAUGUGAUAUGAGUAACAAAUUAAACGAUAGGGGGAUAAAAACCUGUUGAGUAAUAGCUACUGAUACUUUCCUGAUUAAAAACCUGUACAAAAAUAAAACAAUCCUAUUGGUUUACACCC
Carassius auratus (goldfish) is the source of this 2155-nucleotide messenger RNA. Its product is annotated as F-box only protein 6-like. Gene Ontology annotation, biological process: glycoprotein catabolic process; SCF-dependent proteasomal ubiquitin-dependent protein catabolic process; ERAD pathway. Gene Ontology annotation, cellular component: cytoplasm; SCF ubiquitin ligase complex. Gene Ontology annotation, molecular function: protein binding; ubiquitin protein ligase activity. The transcript has 6 exons. Lineage: Eukaryota; Metazoa; Chordata; Actinopteri; Cypriniformes; Cyprinidae. The record is from RefSeq and is a predicted model, not a curated record. Bases 159 to 938 code for a protein of 259 amino acids.